This is a messenger RNA of Cebus imitator (Panamanian white-faced capuchin), 3439 nucleotides long. RefSeq names its product CD38 molecule (gene CD38). Bases 358 to 1278 code for a protein of 306 amino acids. Gene Ontology annotation, molecular function: NAD+ nucleosidase activity; phosphorus-oxygen lyase activity. The transcript is spliced from 8 exons. Gene Ontology annotation, biological process: positive regulation of B cell proliferation. Gene Ontology annotation, cellular component: plasma membrane. NCBI's taxonomy places the organism in Eukaryota, Metazoa, Chordata, Mammalia, Primates, Cebidae. The record is from RefSeq and is a predicted model, not a curated record.
UUUCCAGGAAGCAAAUGUGGCCCAAGUGCAAGGCACACGUUGCUGAAGUUAAUGGAGGGAGUAUAAGGAUGUACUCUCCGUUGCCUUAGGACACCUGCAGAGGAUUAAGAGGGCUGUUUCUCUCUGUGGAGUGGUUGGGUCACUGCACAGGAACCUAUAGUUGUUAGUCUUUUAAACUCUUAUUGGUUUAACCAGCCACGGAACUCUGAGGCAAGGGGUUGGGGGUGGGAAGGGAAACAGAGAAAAGGCAAGUGAAAGAGAAGGGGAGGUGCAGUUUCAGAACCCGGCCCGCCUUGCUCCUGCUGCCUAGCCUCCCACCAGCCUCAUCUUCGCCCAGCCGACCCCUCCUGGAGCCCUAUGGCCAACUGUGAGUUCAGGCCGGUGUCUGGGGACAAACCCUGCUGCCGGCUCUCUAGGAAAGCCCAGCUCUGUCUUGGCGUCGGUCUCCUGGUCCUGACCCUCGUCGUGGUGGUCGCGGUGGUCGUCCCGAGGUGGCACCAGGAGUCCCAGCGCUCGCAGUGGGGAGGGCGGGGCACCACCCACCGCUUUCCCGAGAUCGUCCAGGAGCGAUGUGUCAAUUACACUCAAACCCUCCAUCCUGAGAUGAGAUAUGUAGACUGUCAAAAUGUAUGGGAUGCAUUCAAGGGUGCAUUUAUUUCAAAACAUCCUUGCAACAUCACAGAAGAAGACUAUCAGCCACUACUGAAGCUGGGAAAGCAGACAGUACCUUGCAACAAGACUCUUCUUUGGAGCAGAAUAAAAGAUCUGGCUCAUCAGUACACACGAGUCCAUCGGGACAUGUUCACCCUGGAGGACACGCUGCUAGGCUACCUUGCUGAUGACCUCACAUGGUGUGGAGAAUUCCAGACUUCUGAAUUAAACUAUCGAUCUUGCCCAGACUGGAGAAAAGACUGCAGCAACAACUCUGUUUCAGUAUUCUGGAAAACGGUUUCCCGCAGGUUUGCAGAAACUGCUUGUGGUGUGGUCCAUGUGAUGCUCAAUGGGUCCCGCAGUAAAAUCUUUGACAAAAACAGCACUUUUGGGAGUGUGGAAGUCUAUAGUUUGCAACCAGAGAAGGUUCACACACUAGAGGCCUGGGUGAUGCAUGAUGGAAGAGGAGAUUCCAGAGACUUAUGCCAGGAUCCCUCCAUAAAAGAGCUGGAAUUGAUUAUAAGCAAAAGGAACAUUACAUUUUUCUGCAAGAAUAUCUACAGACCUGCCAAGUUUCUUCAGUGUGUGAAAAAUCCUGAGGACUCAUCUUGCAUAUCUGAGAUCUGAGCCAGUCGCUGUGGUGUUUUACCUCCUUGACUCCUUGUAGUUUAUGUCAACAUACGUGACUCAGCAGACUUGCUGGUGCAGGGCCGAAGAUUUUGGAGGGUCCUUCACAAUAAGGUCAACGCCAGAGAUAGAAGCCUUUCCCCCCAAAGUCUUAAAAUAACUUACAUCAUCAGCAUAGCUUUUAUUGUGAUCUAUCAAUAGUCAAGAAAAAUUAUGGUAUAAAAUUAAAAUGAAAGUUUUAUAUUAAUCCUUUUUACUGAAAAAUGACCACACCAAACCUCUCUUAUUAGAACAGGCAAGUGAAGAAAAUGAAUGCUCAAGUUUUCAGAAAGCAUUACAUUUCCAAAUGAAUGGCCUUGUUGCAUGAUGUAUUUCUGUGCCCUUCUUUUUCCCCUGUAGUUCUAACGUGGGUAUCUUUGCCAUCUCUGGUCCAAGGACUUCCUGACCUACAUGUGUAAAUAUUCUCUCACAAUGUAUAUUACUCUUCUUAUAAGUGACUUCUCUACUGGAUUACUGGUUGCCCAUAAACCUCAUAUUUUACUCAUACAUGUGCUACUACUCCCUGUCUCCCUACUCCAUUCUCAUUUGCUGUAAAAAUUUCUCCUACCAUCCCCACUUUCACUCACCAUCAUGCUUACCCAAAGGCUGUGGGAAUGACCUGGGCUUUAAUGCCCCUUUUCUAACUUCCCAAGGCUCACCAUUUUCCUAUUGUAAUGGUUCUUGAUCUUACAAUGUUUGAAGCACAUUUUCAAAUAUAGUCAUUUGAUUUUAGACUGAAUACUUGAAAGGACACACACACACACACACAAAUAUAUAUGUAAGUGCAUGUGACUGCAUACACACACACACACAUGCCUGUAUACAGUCAUAUGAUAUAUAUGCACACACACACACACACACACACCUAUAUACAUAAUAUGUCACUUAACAAUGGGAAUAUGUUCUGAGAAAUGCAUCAUUAGGUGAUUUUGUCAUUGUGUAAACAUCAUAGAUUGUAUUUACACAAACCUAGAUCGUAUAGCCUCCUACACACCUGGGCUACACGGUAUAACCUUUUGUUCCUAGGCUACAAACCUGUACAGCAUGUGACUGUACUGAACACUGCAGGCAAUGUUAACACAAUGAUGAAUGUUGGUAUAUCUAAACAUAGAAAAAGUGAACAUGCAGUAUGAUAAUCCUAUGAGAUCGCCAUCAUAUAUGUGGUCCAUCAUUUGGUCCAUUGUUGGCUGAAAAGUGGUUAUGAGGCACAUGAUUGUAUAUAUCCUUUCCUGUUACAAAAACAGUGUCUCUCAGUCCACAGUAAUUACAGCAUUCAGUAGGUCUUACUUUGGCCCUGGGUCACCAUUUGUGUCAAGCUGUUUAGUGCCACAUCCAAAUCUCUUACAUAACCAGCAGACAAAGCUAGCAAAUAAUUUGGCAAAACAUAUUGUUUCUUUGGCUUUGUCUUGGCAACUUUCUGUGCCUUUCAUAGCUCUUGUUUGGAGGAAGCUCAACCCAUGUCUGCACACUGUGAUACAAUGGGGACAGCAUCGACUUGCUUCUUGGUGCCUUAUUCUUCCUUAGAACAAUUCCUAAAUCUGUAACUUAAGUUUCUCAGGAAGAUUCCAUACUGCACAGAAAAACUGCUUUUAUGAGUUUUUAAAAGGCAAAUUGUUGUAUGCGCUAGAUAAUUUUUCUGUAUGACAGAUAAAAAUUGUAUAAAGUAAAAUAUUAAAGUACACCUAGAAUACUGUAUAACUAAGUUAUUUUAUAAACACAUUGCUAUUUUCUCACAGUUUCUCUUAGAAUAAUGAAGCAAUUAAUUUACUUAUACUAUGAAGAGUCAUCAUUUUAAUAUAUAUUUUAAGCAAUCCACCAAGAACUCAGUAGCCAGCUGAGAGGUGCUGUCUAGAGAGGUGGUGAUUAGGUGGGCUUUAGCUCACACACACAAAGCACAACAGGCUUUGAACUAUUCCCCAACAGGGCAUUUAUCCUUGAACUUGAUUCAGAGAGGCACAAAUUACCAUUCUCUAACUGGAAUGCAAGUAGCACAAGGCAGCGAAAACUAUGCAAUUAAGAGGCAGGUGACACAUUGGGCAAGUUUAUUAACAUCUGUGACUCUCUAGUUUGAAAUAUAUUUGUAACAGACAAAAAUGAAUCAUACAAACAAUAAAAGUAUAAU